This is a messenger RNA of Aegilops tauschii subsp. strangulata, 2221 nucleotides long. RefSeq names its product probable metal-nicotianamine transporter YSL6. Gene Ontology annotation, cellular component: vacuolar membrane. Gene Ontology annotation, molecular function: oligopeptide transmembrane transporter activity. NCBI's taxonomy places the organism in Eukaryota, Viridiplantae, Streptophyta, Magnoliopsida, Poales, Poaceae. The record is from RefSeq and is a predicted model, not a curated record.
GCUCCCACCUAUUGAUUCAUCCUCACCUUGACCUCGUCAGCCUCAAAUCCUACCAGCAGUCCAGCACAGGCAUUGCCUUAUACUAGCUAGCGUGCGCGAGAGAUGGGAUCGGAGGCGGAGAUGACCGCCCCCCUCCUUGCCGGUGUGUCGCCGGCGGUGGAGGCGGUGCCGCCGUGGCGGGAGCAGCUGACGGUUCGGGCGAUAGUGGUGAGCGCCAUCCUCGGGGUGCUCUUCUGCCUCGUCACGCACAAACUCAACCUCACGGUGGGGAUCGUCCCCUCGCUCAACGUCGCCGCGGGGCUGCUCGGUUACUGCCUCUUGCGGACCUGGACGGCGGCGCUGGGGAUGUUCGGCGUCGUCUCCAAGCCCUUCACCAAGCAGGAGAACACCGUCAUCCAGACCUGCGUCGUCGCCUGCUACGGCCUCGCCAUCAGCGGGGGAUUCGGAUCAUAUAUGCUUGCAAUGGAUCAGAAAACUUAUGAGCUUAUUGGGACUGAUUAUCCUGGUAACAGGGCAGUGGAUGUGAAGAAUCCCUCACUGAGUUGGAUGAUCGGGUUUAUGUUUCUAGUUAGCUUUCUUGGUAUUUUUAUUCUCGUUGCGCUGCGCAAGGUGAUGGUGAUUGAUUGCAAGCUAACAUAUCCUAGUGGAACUGCCACUGCUAUGUUGAUGAAUAGCGUCCACACUACUACUGAAGUUGAACUUGUAGAAAAACAAGUUAGCUGUCUUGGAAAAUAUUUAAGCAUAAGUUUUAUUUGGAACUGUUUUAAGUGGUUCUUCAGUGGUGUUGGGGAUUCAUGUGGCUUCGACAAUUUCCCUUCACUCGGCCUUGCAGCAUUUAAGAACACGUUCUAUUUUGACUUCAGUCCAACCUAUAUUGGAUGUGGUCUUAUAUGCCCGCAUAUUGUUAACUGCUCUGCACUUGUUGGAGCCAUCAUAUCCUGGGGUUUUCUUUGGCCAUAUAUAUCUACCAAAGUUGGGGAGUGGUAUCCAGCUGAGCUUGGAAGCAACGACUUCAAAGGACUCUAUGGGUACAAGGUUUUCGUAUGCAUAUCCUUGAUACUUGGGGAUGGUAUUUAUAAACUCAUUAAAAUCGUUUAUGCAACUAUCAAGGAAACAAUGAAUGCACAAUCAAACAAAGGAAGGCUUCCCCUUGUUUGGGUUCAGGAUGGUGAUAACAUUUCCAAAUUACCAGCCAAGGAAAAGCUUCUGAAUGAGGUGUUCGUGAAAGACAAUAUCCCUCCUUGGUUGGCAGGAUCUGCUUAUGUGGGCCUUGCAGCAAUUUCAGCUGCAAUUGUACCGAUGAUGUUCCCACAACUCAAGUGGUACCUUGUCCUCUCUGCCUAUGUUAUUGCUCCUCUACUCGCCUUCUGCAACUCAUAUGGCACUGGCCUAACAAACUGGAACCUUGCGUCCACAUAUGGGAAGAUUGGUCUUUUCAUUUUUGCCUCAUGGGUUGGCCAUCAUGGUGGUGUGAUUGCCGGCUUAGCAGCGUGUGGUGUUAUGAUGUCCAUAGUAUCCACAGCUGGUGAUCUCAUGCAAGACUUCAAGACUGGUUACCUGACCCUCUCAUCGCCAAGGUCUAUGUUUGUGUCACAAUUGAUUGGAACUGCCCUUGGUUGUGUCAUUGCUCCCCUCACCUUUUGGCUUUACUGGAUAGCCUUCGAUAUUGGCAAUCCCAAUGGCAUGUUCAAAGCUCCAUAUGCUUCCAUCUACCGUGAGAUGUCAAUCAUGGGUGUUGAGGGAUUCUCAGUGCUGCCGCAACAUUGCCUAGCAAUCUGCUUUGUCUUCUUCUUUGCAGCCAUAGCAAUCAACUUCCUGCGAGAUGUGACCCCGAAAAGCAUGUCCAAAUUCAUCCCACUCCCGAUGGCCAUGGCUAUUCCAUUUUACAUUGGGGCAUACUUUGCGAUUGACAUGUUUGUUGGGACUAUCAUCUUAUUUGUCUGGGAGAGGGCGAACCAUAAGGAGUCCGAGGACUUUGCAGGUGCGGUUGCUUCUGGUUUGAUAUGUGGUGAUGGUAUAUGGAGUGUCCCUUCUGCGAUAUUGUCCAUCAUGAGGAUCGAUCCACCAAUGUGCAUGUACAUCAAGCCAUCCCUUACAUACGGCUGAAAAUAUAGGAAAUUAAUUCAUUUUAUGUGAUAGUACCACAAGAGAGCAGAAUCACGUUGUGUACAUAUUUUGCACUUGUUUAGACCUCCAAAAUAUAGAAGUAUGUAAUGUGUCU